Pocillopora meandrina is the source of this 18229-nucleotide messenger RNA. Lineage: Eukaryota; Metazoa; Cnidaria; Anthozoa; Scleractinia; Pocilloporidae. The record is from the annotation of a GenBank genome assembly.
AUGCAGAGUGGCGCAAUCCCAGAUAUCAGCCUCAGUGCAAGUUCAACUUGGAAUUCUUACACCGGAGCAAGCUUGGCCAGGCUGAACCUAACAGAGCGAGGGAACUACAGCGGAGGUUGGGUCGCUGGUGUCCAAGCUCUCUCACAGUAUUUGCAAAUUGUUUUCAGUGCGACUGAAACUGUUCUGACAGGUAUAGCGACACAAGGGAGAGAAGGCGCUAAUCAGUGGGUCAAAAGUUACUUUUUAAUUUACAAGAAUUCGAACUGGCAUAAUUACAAAGAGACACGAGGAAUUGCAUAUACUGUGAGUAUGAUACAAGCUUCUUUGAGCGAUAUAAUUAUUUAAAGUGGCAGAAGCGUGUUAACACUUCUAUAAGAGGUCAUAUGUUUUUCGCGAAUCCUCUUGAAGGUUGGAGCAGACUUGAAUUUGAGCGAAUAAUUUAUUACCCAUAGAAAACGUGACUGUUUAAACGAAGACUUGGAUGCUGGUGCAAAGACUUUAUUGAUGACUUAAAGAGAGUACUUGGUUGCUGAUAAGAAAACUUCAACCUUGAAUCUUUUUAGGCGUGUUUGAACUCGGAUUAAUGGCAGUUAGGAACGAAUUUGAAUGCAAAGAAACGGUUUUUGUAUUUAAAAGUAAGAUAAUGUUUAACAGAAAAACUUAAAUGUUGAAAUUAACAUUUGAGAGUUUAUUUGGAACCAACAUAAUAACCAGCUCCCAGUUGGCUUGUUAGCCCAGUUAGUAGAACGUUGCACCGGUAACGCGGAGGUCGUAGGUUCAAAUCCCGUACAGGCCUGGAUUUAUUUACUCAGUAGUGUUCCUAACUGCGAGGAUUACUUACAUAUUCGUAACACUUGAAUGUUACAUAUGGUUUAGAGGUAAACUUGACUGUUAAUAGUAAAACCUAAAUGUUGAAAAUAGCGGCUGAAUUCUGUAUAUGUUUCAAAAGAAAACUUGAAUGUUGAAAAUAACACUUGAAUUUUGGCGGGGAAAUUAACGGCAUACUGAGUAGCGCAAAUUGGACUUCAAUGGCCUAAACGAAAAUAAUUCCGAGAUUGAGUGCGGCGUUUUUUGGCGGUGUACCAUAACGUUUUAUCUUGUUUCAUAGGAAUCUUUUAUAAUUUUAAUUAUUGUUAUGAUUAUAGGUUCAUUAAUCAUUACUAUCAACAGCAUCAUGCUUGCAGUUUACAAUCAAACAAACAAAUGACCAGUUCCCUCUGGUUUGUUAACUAAGUUAGCAAAGCUCUCGUACAGGCCUGAGAAAUUUUCAGGCUUUAUUUAGUGUCCAUAGAUGGGAAGAUCACUCACAUAAGUCUCUUUGAUUGGUGGUGAUAGUGCUAGCAACAGUAAUAGUAGUAGUCGGAGCAGCAGCAGUGGUAUAGGUAAAAUAAGUUGUGGUAGAAGUAGAAAUUGUAGUAAUAUAAGCAGUAGUAGUAGUAGUAGUAGUAGUAGUAGUAGUAGUAGUAGUAGUAGUAGUAGUAGUAGUAGGAAUAGUGGUAAGCCAAGUUCCAGCCGAGAGCAACUCCAGCUUUUUCAGUUGAAUGCGCUCCAAACUUCCCAAGUGUAUCAAUAACUCGAUAGACGCACAGCUAAAAGCAUGAGCAAAUUCUUCUAUAACAGAGCGACAACAAAGAUCUGCGCGAAGAAGCCUUUUAUUGUGAUAGAGUGCAAAAUUCUCGCAACGCACAAAAAAAAAAGUAAACAGACGUCCCUAUCGACUGGUCAAAAACACGCCACAUUUUAUACCUUGGUUUGAGCGAGAACAUUUCAUCCAGUUAACCUAUAAUUGUGAAUGAAAAGCUCAAAAUUUACGGGGAAAAUGGAGAAAAUGGUCUAGAAAACGUUCUUGCAAAAUUUUAUGUGGGACAGAGCACUAAUGUCGCAUAAGCAGUUAAAAAUGCAUAUUAAUCUCCUUAAGUAAAUUUUCUGGGAUAUGUAAUCACUCUUCUUAUGAAAGUUACUAUUAAGAAGUGCCACUUCAUUGCCUUAAGUGUCAUGGUCUUUCGCGUUUCAGUAGUUUGUUUUCUUUUUAUGUUAUAUUUUACCAAUUUUAGGUGUUUCAAGGAAAUACAGACCGUAAUGGUAUUGUCAGACACAAAUUGAGCCCCAUUAUCAGAGCACAUACCUUUCGCUUCGUAGUUCUGGAGUGGCACAACAUAAUAGCAAUGAGAGUGGAGUUAUAUGGUUGCAGCGGUAAUUAAAGAUUCAAGCUGCUUUCCCUUUGUCUUCAUCGAGAACGAUGAACAGUUGCCAGUUUCCAAUUUCAACCUGAAGCUUUGGAUGAAAGCCACUUGAUUGAUGCACAACAGCUUAACCUUUUUCUCAUCUAUUAUAAGACUAAUUAUUUAGUAUCUGAUGCGAAGCAUUAUAUAAAAUCGAAAAGAAAGACUCACUGUACUAAAUUCACAAACUUACUGAUACACUGACUCACCAACUCUUUGACUCCCUGACUCCCUGACUCACUAACUCACUGACUCACUGACUCACUGACUCACUGACUCACUGACUCACUUACUCACUUACUCACUUACUCACUUACUCACUUACUCACUUACUCACUUACUCACUUACUCACUUACUCACUUACUCACUUACUCACUUACUCACUUACUCACUUACUCACUUACUCACUUACUCACUUACUCACUUACUCACUUACUCACUUACUCACUUACUCACUUACUCACUUACUCACUUACUCACUUACUCACUUACUCACUUACUCACUUACUCACUUACUCACUUACUCACUUACUCACUUACUCACUUACUCACUUACUCACUUACUCACUUACUCACUUACUCACUUACUCACUUACUCACUUACUCACUGAAUCACUGACUCACUGACUCACUGACUCACUGACUCACUGACUCACUGACUCACUGACUCACUGACUCACUGACUCACUGACUCACUGACUCACUGAAUCACUGACUCACUGACUCACGGACUCACUGACUCACUGACUCACGGACUCACUGACUCACUGACUCACUGACUCACUGACUCACUGACUCACUGACUCACUGACUCACUGACUCACUGACUCACUGACUCACUGACUCACUGACUCACUGACUCACUGACUCACUGACUCACUGACUCACUGACUCACUGACUCACUGACUCACUGACUCACUGACUCACUGACUCACUGACUCACUGACUCACGGACUCACGGACUCACGGACUCACUGACUCACUGACUCACUGACUCACUGACUCACUGACUCACUGACUCACUGACUCACUGACUCACUGACUCACUGACUCACUGACUCACUGACUCACUGACUCACUGACUCACUGACUCACUGACUCACUGACUCACUGACUCACUGACUCACUGACUCACUGACUCACUGACUCACUGACUCACUGACUCACUGACUCACUGACUCACUGACUUACUGACUUACUGUAUCACCAACUGGCUGACUCUUCAAAUAACUUACUGACUGACUGGUUCACGGACUCACUGACUUACUGACUCCGACUGACUGACCGAAAGAAUGACUGACUGACUGACAGCCAAAUAGACAGAAAAAUCCGCUGACCGAGUUACUCACUGAAUAACUGUUUAGCUGGUUGACUGACAAGCUGACUGAAAGCCAGAAUAAUUAAAACCUAUGUACCCUGCUCCGCUGCCUUCACCAGUGAAAUAUUUUAACUUUUCCUGUGCGUUUGGGGUAAGAGCUUUUAAAACUAUUGGUGAUUGUAAUUUGCUUUAUUUUCAUGGCUUACCACUAACGAAUUUUAUUCAUGUUGUACAGAUCCCUGUUCAAGCAAUCCAUGCCUGAAUAAUGGCACCUGCACUAGUGACCCUAGUGGUUCCUAUGCUUGUGCAUGUCCACCGAUGUACACUGGUUCUCUGUGUGCCACUUUGCAGGGUAGGGCCAAAGAUUUCAGGGUACAGUGGAGUGGGCAAUACAAUUUUUUCAGCAUCAAUGUAACACGCAUUUACUGUGAAACUAAUAGUAGCACUUUGCAGCCCUUCUGUCUCUUUUUAGACAUGUUGAUAUAUCAACUGUUUUCUUGGAGGUUUUCUCAUUCCUGCCAUUGCUAGCCUAAGUACCAUGGAGUUGCAAUAAAUGUUACAUCCCUCGUCUUUUUCCUCUUUAAUGUCACGGAGCUUUCUAAAGCGUACUGGGGGUGGGAGUUACAAUCUCCCCCUGCCUUCUUAAACAUAUUAUACAGAUAUAUUUUAUUUAUUUAUUUAUUUAUUUAACGUUGAUCCUCUUUCGUGUUUGUAUUUCAUACAGACUUCUGUUCUUCAAACCCCUGUCAGAACGGCGGAAGCUGCAUUAAUACGCCAGAUGGCUUCAAGUGCACAUGCCUCAUGUGGUACACUGGGAACGACUGUAGCACAAAACGUAAUAGGAUUUCUUUUUUACUAGUAUAUCGCACAAAAAUCAUCAGUCCCUCCCUGGCAUUACAGCGAUAAAAGAUUUCUAGCAAGGAUUCUCAAUGAAUGAACGAGUUAACGUGGGGACAGACAAAUGAAUGAACAAAACCAGCAGGAAAAAAUAGAAUAGGUUGAAAGAACCCGCCUCACAGACUCACCUGCCUCAGAGACUGACCGCCAAACAGACCAACUUAUCAAGAUUUAUAGUCUGGCAGACUGACAGACUCUGACAAAGGGCUAAUGCACCAAACUCCAACUUUGAAACUCUUAACGCCGACCAAUUUACGUGGUCAACUCAUUUGAUAACACCAAAUUACCUUGUUAAACUAUAAGGAUGUCAGACUGACAGACCUACUUCCUGACUAAAUAACACACUGACCGACUGACAGACUAAAAAAGUGACAACUAAGGAAAAGACCGGCAAACUGAAGAACUGACGGAAAGAUCGACUGGUUGACAGACCAACAGAAAGUUAGAAAUAUCGCACAUUAGGAUUGAUUGUGGCACAGAAAAUUUUCGACUUGCUGAGUAGUGAAUGUUUCGUUAAAAAAAAUGCUAUCACCCGACAUUUGACAAAGAACAUUUGAAGAUCUUUGUACCUUUCUAUGACAUAUUUUUACUCUGAUACUCGAACAGAGCAAUUUUUUUCCUAACAACAGAGUGUCACGGGCCUCUUGGAAUGCAAAGCGGUGCAAUUCGAGACCAUCAGAUCAUUGCAUCUUCGGAAAAAGACAAUUCUACUCGCGUUCGCUUUGCAAGACUGCACUACGAGUACAAUAAGAAGCCAAUGUCUUGGGUACCUUUGCUGGACCAUAGAAAUCAAUGGUUGCAGGUUUAUUUAGGGAACGAGCUGACCUGGGUCACAGGUGUAGCCACCCAAGGAAAACAGGGUAAAAGAAAAGCAUGGGUCAAAAAAUUCCUGCUGAGGUACUGGGGAGCUAGAGUGCGAGUGCAGUAUUAUAAGGGCCAUGGGGAUGUCCACGCCAAGGUGGGUGAAAUAGAGAAUAAUCCAUGGGCGAUGGUAUAAAAUUUCUCUUGAACUUUCAACGUUCAACGAUUACAAUGCUCACUCGUUGAAAAAAAGUUGAACACUUGACUAGAAUCAAAAACCUAUAGGCAACUGUGAAUUAUUUUGUUUGUUAUAUAAACAGGACCUUGGAUUGAUAAUGGUGAAUGCUUUGCUAUUCAUUCGUCAAUCCUCAUCGUAGCUGUGAUAGCAACUUUAAUUUUCAUAUGAUAAGGAGGGUUUAGGAUAUGCUACAAGAUGGAGUAUCCCAUCCCCCAUUUUAACAGUGGCGAUUGAUUGAUUCGUCGCUUUUUACGGUUUAACUUGUAAUCAAUCUUACACAUAUUAUCAUCUUUCCAAUUUCAGACAUUUACUGCAAAUAAAGACAGUAGCAGCGUUUCCCACAAUGAACUGAACCCACCUGUCAGAGCGAGUGUCUUUCGCUUCAGUCCAACGAAGUGGCACAAUAACAUAGCGUUGAGGAUAGAGCUCUAUGGAUGUCGAGGUAAUAAGGAGUUUUAGGGAAAACAGAACAUCUGAAAGCAAUUUAAAGAAAAUUUCGGGUAGAAAUGGAAAUAAUCCAUCUUCCAGCGAUCUCUCAAAAAUGAUGUAGACUGAUUGACAACGGUGCUGGCAGGGUAGCCCUACGCAGUUAUGGUUAUAAACAUAGUACAAUGGAAAAAAUGGGCCUUUCGUUUUGCUGAGUUCUGUACAUCUACUUGAUCUAUGCUGAAACAAUUAUAUUAUUUGUUCUGGGUUUAAAUGCACAAUAGCUGAUUCGAGCCUGAUGGUCGUCAACUCUAUAACACUGGUGUCGAGAUUUCUUUCAUGUGAUAUAUGACGAGGGCAAGGCCCGAAUCAAUUUCCAGGCAUGGAAAUCGAGAGCGAAUAAUCUUAACGUUUUGGCAUGAAUCUAGUAGUCAUUCAAGCGUGUUAUUAAGUUUAUAGCUGUUCACAGUUAGGCUACUUUAUAUAACUCGCCAUCCAUCAUAGAUGGUGAGCAGAGAAGUGGUACACAAACCUUAGGUGCUCGACACAGUCACAGACAGUAAUAUUAUUGUGAAUCUUUCUAAUUAACAACGCUUUUCUCCCAGACGCACACUAAACUCUCUCCCCAAUUAUUUUGCAAACUUUUUAAUUAUCGUUUGAAAUGUCUGUAGAUUCGUGUUUGUCAUAUCCCUGUCGGAAUGGUGGAACCUGCAACCGCAACUUAACAUCCGGAGGUUACACUUGCAGUUGUUCUCUAGGAUACAAUGGUGAUAGAUGUGAGAUUGGUAAGGGACUUCUCCAGUUUCAAUUAAAACUCGGCAUGCAGGGGUUAAAUCAAGAUAAUACCCUCUUUUUCCAUCUCAUAACAGGUGAUGUAUGCUCACUAAGUCGGCCAUGUCUAAAUGGAGGUACCUGUUUAUUCCUUAAUUACUGGCCGUACUUCAGAUGCAGUUGUCCAGCUGGAUACCUGGGCCAUAAUUGCUGGUAUCAAAUACGUAAGGAACUCCAUUAUGUCCCUCUUCAGACCACCAACAUAUGCAAAGACCAAUAAUUAAAGAUACAGAUAAAGGAUGGAGUAAUCAUGUGAUUACAUCAUCAAACGAGAGAAAAACAAAACAAAAACACAGAUAGAGGAAUGAACUAAUAAAUUUACAGGCUGACUGACAGACUGAAAAAAACGGAAAGAAAGGUGUCCAGAAAGAAAAAAGAAAGAAGGAAAGACAUUCGUACUGAACGACAUGAUGCCAGAAAAUGAAGGAUUGAAAAAUACACAGAAGGGAAGAUUGACAGAAUCAUAGAAAGACAAAAUGACAGAAUGACAGAAUAACAGAAUUUUAAAUUAUGAUAACAGAAAGACAGAAUGAAAAAAUGGCUGAAUGAGAGAAUUACAGAGUGAUAGAGUGAUAAAAUGAAAAAGUGAUAUGCUGACAGCAUUUCAAAAUAAGAAAAUGACAUAUGACUCUCUUGACUUACCACCAAACUAAAACAAUAUCUGGACUUGCAGAACUAAAAAAAAAAUAGAAAGUAAAAUGACAACAGAUCUCAGAUUAAAUAUUCUCCUCCUUAUCAACAGCUGAUCAGUGUUCCCCUAGUCCUUGUUUCAACGGAGGAACUUGUGAAUACAUCAAUGAAUGGCCGUAUUUUGAGUGCGAUUGUCCAUUUUCUUACUCAAGUUAUAAUUGUGGAUCUCAGUCAGGUAUUAUAAACAUUUAUUUUAUCCUCGCCAUGGAGGGUGGAAGGAUGUGGAAGGAGAUACCGAGCAGAAAACCUCUUAUUAGAAAGGUCCAAUCGCGUAGCAUCGAUGCUGUGUAUCUUGCGAAACGUAAAGGAAAUGAAUAAGUAACCUCUUGAUAUUCUUAUAUGGGCAGAUAAGUUGUGUAAGGGAAUGGACGGAUUCUCUUCAAUGACGAAUUAGUAAGCUCAUAGAUUACAAUUGGAGAGAUGAAUGCUUAUAGAUAAUGCUAUGGAAAUAAAUUAAACCAAACGCAAAAGACAACUUCAUUGAAAGUACAAUAAGCUAUUAGGACACUCUCGGUGGUAGAAGCAGGUAUGACGAACUGUAUGCGAAACACCGCGCAAUCAUUUUGGCUCGGGUUCGAUUCACGUACCUGUGUUUACAUAGUGGCUGAGUUUGGCUUCAAUUCUUAUCCAUGUGUUGAGGGUUUUUCCGGAGGACAGUUUAGUUUUCCUCUUUCAACAAAGACAACAUUCCAGAUCUUAAAUUCGACUUGAUGCAUUAGGUUGGACGUAUAUGAAGUUUUUACCUCUGAUUUGACUUUUUGCAUUUUCUUUAUUUAUUCUGUAGGUGACCCGUGUUCACCCGAGCCCUGCCUGAAUGGAGGAACCUGUACACCAGAGAGUAACCCGCUGGGUUUUGAAUGCAGUUGCCCUUCAGGGUAUAUUGGAUUUAAUUGUGGCGUCGAGCAAGGUAUGAGACUUUCACCAAAAGUGCAAUCAAUAAUUGUGCCAAAUUUUAAAGACUUAUUGAAUUCAUAAAUCCUAGAAUUGACGCCAGUCCAUCUGUUUUUUUUACCCGUAAACUGUUCUGUUUAUUUCUCCAUACAACAACAAGUCAUAAGGUUGCAUCAAUUUAUUAGUUUUAUUUUCUACUUUUUGAGCCUUAUUUGAGUGAGAACUUAACUAUUUAGGAGUCUCUUAUGGAAGUCAGAACUAUAUAUUUGUAAUGCAAGGUAUUCAAAAUAUUUGCAUUUUUCUAAAUCAAAAUUCCUCAUCAGGUGACCGAUGCUCUAACAACCCUUGCAACAAUGACGGGAUGUGCACAGCAGAGAGCAACCUUCUUGGAUACAGUUGUAACUGCACUUCAGAAUUUGUCGGUUUUGAUUGUUCUCUUCUAAAAGGUGCUAUCGUGAUUACCCAAAUAAUAAAUAACUUUACUUUACAGAAAACAUGAGCAUAAUAUUUACGAAACAACAACAUCAUUCCGGGACGUGCCAUAGCUUUGAGUGGUGGUUCUAUCUGUGCUUAAAAAUCAUAACGAUGUGCAUUUCAUAGAGAUGUAUACGUACAUUUUUUAUCCAUAGAAUCUCUAAAAAUUUAAUGACAAAAUAUUACGUACAAAACAGAGAAUUUUAAAAGAACCUUAUAAGAUUUACAUUUAUGUCGCAUAGAGAUUAUGCUCGUCUGCCAUUAUUGCGACUAACAUUUGAACGCAAUAAACUUGACUCCUUUUCUACUUUCAGAUCUGUCGUUAGGUUUUGAAACCCAAAAGAUUGAAAUUUCCAAUCUUUAGCUUAGGCAUCAUUAUCUAAGAUCAUUUUUAAGCUGCAACAAGUUUAAAAAGAAGGUUAAGAGCUUUCUUUUGGGUAUAUCUAUCAACAGACGAUCCCUGUCUCCCAAAUCCAUGUAAAAACGAUGGUAACUGUAUAAGGACAGCUGACCUAAAGGAUUUCACGUGCAAUUGUACCUCAGAAUACACCGGUGAUACAUGUGAGAACAGGACAGGUAAGAUAACUUUUUAAAAGUUUAAACGAAAAGUUGUUGUUGUCGUUGUUGUUCUAAAUAAUUUUAAUGAAUGUAAGAAAGAGGAGAAUUCGAGCCUCCUUAGAUACAGCGUUCUAAUGCCCAACCGCACAGCUAGUACAAAAUAAUCUAUGGAGAGCUAAGCAUCAGUAGCAUGGAGUAUACUGCUACGAUCAGCAAUUUUACAAGCGUCUUGAGCGUGGAUGGAUAAAGAAGGGUUAGGUUAAGCUAACUAACGACUUCUCUUUAGCUCAGUGGUUAAGCAUCACACCUUGAAAUCUUAACUUCUGUAGCCAGAGACAUCCCUCAGGGCUCCGAUUUACUCUAUGCUAUCCCAGGCACCCAUUAUAUAUAUAUAUAUAUAUGCUUCUUGUAUUACCGAGAUCAAACGUUUUCAGCGUCAAUUUACUCUGGAAGUGGCUGGUCCUUUCAUGAAUAUGUACUCUUGUCGCAUUAGAUUAAAUUCUUAAAUCUUUCGGGCAUUUUGAAGUUCACGGCAACUGGAGCGACUGGAAUGAAUGGCCCAACUGUAACAAACCCUGUAAUGGCGGAUCCAGGACAAGAAAACGCACAUGUGAUAACCCAGCACCAGCUUUUGGUGGGAAAAACUGCGAAGGUUUACCCACAGAAAUGGAGAGCUGUAAUUUGGCAAGUUGUCCAGGUUCGCCUUUUGUUUUAUGAUGUGCAAGUUUACUUUCUAUGACAGUAACUAUUUGAUUAAGAUAUCUGGUAACCUUCUAAGGUCCAUUUAUUUGACAAAAAAUUUUAAUGUAUCGGUCGAUAACUAUUUUUUUUUUCUAUUUUCAGCUGAAAUGAUAAACUACAAACUCAAGUUAAAAAGUAGAGACUGGAACAGCAAUCUAGUUAGAGUGGAAAGUGAAGAUUACAUGGACCUUGAAGAAACAAUUACGAAAGAGGUCAUUUCUUUUACGGAAAUUUUAGUCUGUUUUAUUACUUAUGUAAGCAUAAAUGCCGAUGCGUCCUUCUGACAGGGUGGCACCGAUGCCGGUGUAUGCGCAGUCAAAUUUUUUAAAAAUUUCAAAAAUGGUUCAUGUCUGGAAUGCGUAUACAGAGGUAAGUAUGCAGGAAGGAAGUUUAUAGUGCAAGAAAGAAGCAUAAAGAAGCGCAGAAGGACAUAGGGCUAAGGAUGAGAGAAUCAGGUCACAGAGUACAGGCUUUGGGAUGCGAAAUAUGAGAAUCGAGGCACGGGAUUCUGGAUGCAUGAUUAGGGUUGGAGUUAUCAUCUUUCUAGUUUAGAUUUUGGCUAGGUUUAGUUUGAAAUUAAUUACCAUUAAUAUGUUUACUUGUUUGUUUAGUUUGUUUGUUUGUUUGUUUUUGUCGUUCUCUUUAGGUCAUCAAUUUUUACAACAAAAGAGAUGAAGAUGUUACAGUGGUGGUUUUGGAGUUCAGGUACGUUAUGUAAAUUAUGUUUAGAAUUCAUUAGAAACAUGGCAACUUUUAGAGAGAACCAGCCUGACUUAACAGUGGGGUUUAACUCACGAUAGAUUAGCAUCCCCUUUAAGCGGACCUUAACCUGAGGUGGUUUCAUGUGAGUCAUGUGCGCAGCUUUAAAUCUAAUUGAUACACGAUGAAGCGCACUUAACAAUACAAUAUAUCAACGAUUUGUAUUUGGAAACGUCUUCUUUAUUUUCAGGCCAGGAAGUGUUAUUUCUAGUUUUAACGUUACCUACCCUGGAAUAGACUCGUUACAGAUCGUUUCUCUUCAAGAAGAAAUAACGGGAGGUGCAUUGGGGGAAACUUCAGCUGAGUUACUUAACAUCACAGCCGCAAAUGGUACGUAAGCAAAGCAACUCUCAACUGAUGAUUAUAAAAAGCGUCGCGGGGUUGCGCUGCUUCAAUCUUUCUAUGAUAACCUCUAUCAUUAGUUUCAGAACCUAGUACCCUUCUGGCAUUUUGCUAGUUUUGGCUCUGAGCUCACGGCAUUGUUCUGAUAAACCUUCGUAGUUUCUAAGGGCCUAAAACACAAUUAGGCCGUGCAAAUCAUAAACCGUAUUGCCAUUAUUAUGAGAAUUGAAAAAAAUUAAAAACGAAACAGUCUGAACAAUAGUGAGAGCGGGCUAAAAUACAUUUAACCGUCAAAAUCUCCGUUUAAGUACGCAUUACGUGAUUUGGAUAGCUUUGACAGUAUGUUUGUUCUGCAGUACCGGAAGCUCCGCUGAUCUCUGAGGCUAUUAGUACCACUUCGACGAGUAUUGAGUUGAAUUGGACCGCUGCCAUUCAGCCACCUUCUGCUCCACUGCUUGGCUAUGUUAUAGUGUACAAAGAAAUCAAUCAAAAAUUCCAACCAGAUAUUAUGAAAUCAUUACCUCCCAAUCCCUCAGAAGCAGCGCUUGAGGAUUUGAAAAAGUUUACUAACUACACCAUCCGGGUGUAUGCGUUUACAAGCAGCGGAAAUGGAGUGUCUAGUAAGGCAGUCUCUCUCAGCACUCAGGAAGACGGUGAGUUUGAAAUAUGACGAGAAACCUUUCAGUUUCUGUGCCAGGCCUCCCGCUAGCAGGCCCCGUAAAUCUAUAAAAAUCAGCUUAGAGUACUGGGUGUUAUAUUAAGAUGACGCCCUUUUGUUGGUAAGUUUGUAAUUAUCCUUUACAUUUGUUUGUACAACAUUUUUUGUAUGUAUGUUGUUAAGUAUGUGAAGAAAUAGCCAGUUAAUUACUUUUAGAGCUAAAAGGGUUGCCACGGUGGGCUGAAUUUGUUCACGACUUUCUUUUUUCCCCCACCGUUAUAAACACCCUAAGUUUUAAAAUUGAAAUAAAUUUCAAAAUCGAAAUAAGAGCCACCAUGUAGAUGUGGCUUUGCCGAAACUAAACCAUUCAGGUUGGACGGGUCACAAUAGUUGUGCCAGAGAGUAGACCUCAUCUCUAAUGACGCUGAGUUACGUUUUUCUUUAAUCAGCUAAAUAAUAGUAAGUUCUAACAACCCUUUUAUACUGAACUUGGUACUACUUUUCUUCUCUACCCAGUACCAAGUGAGCCGCCUCCCAAUAGCGUCAUUAAAUCUACAAGCGAGAGUUCAAUCCGUGUUUCCUGGGAACAAAUCAGCCAAGUCUAUGUGCAUGGAAUACUUCUCGGGUACGAGGUGAGAUACGCAAUGGAUGAUGGGUCAUCGCCUUGGGUGAGCAAGACGCUAGGUGUAGACGAAUAUGAAAUAGUUUUAAAAGAUCUGGAAUAUUUCACACGGUACAAAGUUGUGCUUUGCGCCAGAACAUCAAAAGGCUGUGGCAAAGAGCAUUCUGACAUCGCUUAUACGUUUGGUGAUGGUGAGUUUAUGCACUCUUCCAUAUACAGUUAACUUUUUUAUUUCCGGGAGUUACAAACGUCUCCUUGCAGUAUAUUUCCAUUUAGGGAGUUAAUACGAAGAAGGAAAUAUAACUUAAAGGAGAAAUUGACUGGUUUAACAACAAAUUAUAAGGGCUGAUUUAUCAAGAAAUAUAUGGAAGACAGUGUAAAGGUUUUUAAAGGCCUGACUUCAAGGAUGGCUCAUAAAAGUUUAUAAAUAAACAUCCUCUUUAUAUCUUCACAAGCUUCGUUAAUAGAAGAUAAACCAAUCAUGAACAUAAAAAUGUGAUGAAGGACGCUUAGUGUAGGCUUCAAAUAUCAUUGAUUAAUAGCUGCGCGGAAGAAUAUCGUGAUGCAUAAUAUUUUUAAGACUUGAAAUUGGUUGAGUGCUUCCGAGCCAGCUAGAUCUUUAGAAGAAGUCUGGCCUAUUUCAUCAGAGUCUUUCGCUAAGGCUCUGAAAUCUUGUCAACCUACGGUUUUGUCAGGAGCUUUUUUUCUUAUCCUCAGUGCCCAGCAAGCCUCCUCAAAGCGUGGCUGCUGAAAGACUAAAAGCUGCAGAAUUCAUUAAAGUCACCUGGAGUCCUGUGCCUUUUGAUUAUGUGGGUGGUCUUCUCAUAGGAUAUUCUAUAAAAUAUAGAAGAAUUGUAACGGCUGAAAAGGAAGUUCUUCCAACGGAGGAGGAAACAGCCAUGGCAAAAUCAACGGAUCUCUUCAUAUUUCUGAAAGUUCAAACCUACUCAAUUUACGAAAUUAAAGUGGCGGCGUUCACUCAAAAGGGCAUGGGCCCGUAUAGCGAUUAUGUUUACGGUGGUAAGUUUGAUGCGAAAGAGAAAUACCAGGAGAGAAGAAUGAUAACAGCCUCACUGUAAAAUGUUUUUAGAAGAUUAUUUGAAAUUUACUGCCAAUUAACUGCCACUAAGGGGGUUCAUGAGCAUAUUACAGAGCCUUACUGGGGACAAGGUAAAUUAUAUCGUGACACAAACAAAAUCCUAAGGCCCCGUCCCCCUGAACAUAAGCAAUGCAGACCGCUUCCUUAUAUGAUGUCGUGAUUUGGUUCUCUCGUUGACGGAGAGGUGAGGGGGAGGUUAGGACAGUGGGUAUUGAUUUUUAUCCUUCCGAUAAAAAAAAAAUGGAAUUUUUUUUCUUCUUUUUUUCGUCUUUCCAUUCUCUUUUAGAAACCUGUCGCUGUCCGAAAAUCCUUUACACUAACUACUGGUCAGCUUCUCCAUAUCUAAGAGUGAACAAACAGGACAGGAAGUUUGGUGGAAUAUUGAGUAACAUUGUCAUUGACAUGAUUCAAGCGGCUUGCGACACCUGUCCCGAAUACGGUCGUACUAUAGUUAAAACUGAUUCAAACGGAAAAGGAAAAGAUGCCUUCAAGAAAAGUCUCUUAGGAGUUCUAGCUGACAUUGAUAAUAUCCCACAGAUAAGUUUCCCGAUUUAUGGCAACGAAUACAUCACAAGGUUCAUGGGAAGUAAUGUCUACAUAAACCUUGUGGAGUCUCCAGGACUGGCGUUUAUUGCUGUUAAGAGGAUGCCUGGAACAGCGGCCCGGAACAUGAUAAGUGCUGUGUUGGAUUGCGCUCCGUUGGUAGUGCUUUCAGGCUGUAUGGCAUUCAUCGCAGGGUUUAUCAUAUGGGUUCUAGUGAGCACCAUAAGAACUAUUUACUUGUUGCAAAACGUGAAAUUGGAUUUAUCUAGUUCAUCUCUGACAUGUUAUUUGAUAACAAAUUCCUGUAAUUCCGCUAAAGGAGAAAAAAACCCCAUUAGUAUUUGCCACGCUCUAAACAAGCGGCUUUGUAGCAAAUCAGCAUCAAAUAGGCGUGAGCUCAUUCCCCGCAGAGGCGUAAAUCGGUGCGGUGAUGGCAAUGUUGUUUAAAUUUGUUGGGAAUAUAAAAAGUUUUUACCUCUCUUUCCCCGAAUCGUCCAUCGUUUAAGGCAUAAGCCUUAUGAAAAUACGCAUGAGUUUCUUUCUUUUCUUCUGUCUGAAAUCGUGUCUUUUUUCUUAUUCGACAAUUCCUUGAAAUGACAUUGUCAAGCCUCGCUCAGAUCAGAAGCGGUAGUUUAUUAGAAGUAUAAACAAUUCUCUUAAACUUUUGUUUCACGUAAUAAUUUUGAACAGGACAUGAAACAAAACCCGGAUGAAUUUCCAGCCUCUUUUAGCAAAGGCGUCGGUGAAGGAUUCUGGUGGUCAUUUAUCUCCAUGACAACUGUCGGGUGAGAACAGCACGAAAAAAUAACUAUUAGUCACAUUACCUUGGUUAAGGACCUGUAUCACUUGUUUGUUGCUUUUUUUUUCUUAAAUCAGUUAUGGAGAUCGCUCGCCCCGUUCUGUUCCUGCUCGUAUUUUUGGUAUCGCAUGGACCCUUACUGGUCUUGUUAUUAUCUCAGUUCUGAUUGGUGCAAUAUGUUCAGCACUCACGUCUUCUACUAUAUCGUAUCCCGUCACCCUCUAUGGCACAAAGGUGAGUUAUUUCGAAGACUGUCACAACACUUUUCUAACUAUUCCUUGCGCUUUGGAUGGAAUUUCACCAACAAAUUCGGCAAGUUCAAUAUCACAAAUGGAUUUGCAUCACAAACGACGCACUGAUUAAUCAAAUAGACUGAUUGAUUGAUUACCAACUGACUGAUUGAUGGAUUAAUUGAUCGAUCAGUAGAUAGAAAUUGUAAAUGAGUGAUUGGUUUCUAAUUGCAUGCUCCUGAACACUCACGAAAGCGUCCUUAAUCUCUUGUUUGAUUUUAUAUUUAGCAGCAACAUGACUAUAAUUGUAUUACUUUGAACGUUUGAGAUUUGAGAUUUCAGUUUCCUUGGUAUGUGGAUAUAUAUUUAUGUCAUUUCAGGUUGGAGCCAUUCAAAACUCUACCGAGCAACGCGUCGGCGUUUUGAAAAACGCAAGAGUAAACGAAGGUAGCAUUUGAAUUUUCCUUUUUUCUGUGAUAACUUAUCUUCUUCUUUUUUUAUUUAUUUAUUUUUUAACCAAAAGGAAACAGUUCAUCUGCUCGUAGCGUGCGAUUUUUUCUUGAUAUAUUAACUUAGAAAAGAAAAAGUAUUUUGUUUUGCUAGACAAGUUCCAUCGUCCAAGAUUGGAGGUGUCAAAAAAUUGAAAAGAAUCUUUUGUAAGAAAAAGGUCUCUUUUAGGGCAGCUGACAUGAUAAGGAUAAUUUUCAGCCUCGUAUCAUUCACUGCUAACUGUCUAGUGAGUUACUUAUUUCUUUUACGGCUUUGUUAUUGUGGACGUCAUAGGAAACAAUAUAAUUGAUAUCAUCAAUAUAAAAAUAUCAAACACGUUGAUCUUUGCGAUGCAAGCUUGUGCGGCCGGUUAUUUAAACUACCAAAUCUAAGCAAACUUACUUGGAAAUGUAAACUUGCAGCAAAAAAAAAAACAACGCUAUUCAUAAUGCGUGUGGAUCAGUAAAGCCGUACGAAAACUUUUUCAUAAUCAUAGGUCUUAACUUACCUAUAACUGAAUCAUAGAUAAGAAAUAUACCAACUUUGAGGACCUCCGUUCAGCCCUGGAGGAUGGAAAAGUUGAAGGUGCUCUUUUAGACACCUAUGUUGCAGCAGAGCACAAAGACGAGCUCUUCAACGACAAAAUCUUUGUGAGGGAGAUUCUGGACAGACCAUUCGGUUAUGGAGUUGUUUUAUCAGGAGCGGCAGUGAAUGUGGAACAGAGAUGUCGCGAUUACAUCAGCAUGCAGAUAAGCAAAAUAUUCCAUAUCAUCCAGAACACAACUGAAACGCUUGAUGUAAGUGUCUCAUUUCCUUAAAAAAAACGCCUUUGUUUGAGCACAUGGAGUAUUGCAAUAGCUUUUGAGAUACUUUUUUCGGUUGGAAAGGAAAAUUUCAAUUCAUUGUCGUAAAAUAAUGCAAAGCAAUCGCCACGUUCAAUCAGAGAAAAGGAGAAUAUCGAAAGAGCCAAUAACAACGCACCGCAAAACCAAUCAAACUGUCUGAAGGGUAGGAAAACGCGAGGGAACAAUUUACAAAAGCCGGUUUUAUAAUUGUUUUUUUUGAAGCAUCGACACCAUGUAGUACUUUGUCACAUAAUGUCAGAAACAGUUCUUCAGUGCCUGUUUUUAUAAAUACACUUGAAUAUUUUUGAUUAAAAAAGCUUUUUUGUAACUUUUUUUAACCAUAUUUUAAAAUCUUUUUGAGAUUGGAAAGCGCCAGGAUACUGGUGUUAAAAAGAUAUCUUUAUCCAGAACGAGUUUUCAAGUACUCUUUGCAACUCUAUGUUUCUAAAGUAAUAAUAAGCUUGCAGUAUUGAUACAGCCGACAUUACCGUCCACCCUCUAUCCUUAAAGAAGUCGAAUAAUCCCAAGCUAUUCGUGGCACAGUCCAUCCACCGAACUCAAAGUAUUGUGGCACAGCCUACCCACCGAAGGUACAUUGUAGACAUCUCUGUGCAAUUUGAAAACACUGCUCGUUGUUGUUGUUGUUUCUUUUUUUUUUCAAACUUUAGCCAGCUCCAUCAGAUGAGGAUGUGGAGCAGAGCACGGGCCUGUUUGAUGGUUCUUCUGAUACGUUCCUUAUCGCAAUGGCUUCUUUGAUUGGAAUGUUAGGAGUUGCUGUCAUCGUUGGACUUAUUUAUCAGUAUAAGAUAUUCGUUCCUCAGGAAAACAAAGGUAAAGUUAUUGCUUUGUUUAAGGGAAACCGAAUAGGGUGUCUGGUUUGGUUUAUUUCAAAUGUGAACAUAGAAUAUAUAUAAAGGCAAAUGCUUGGGUAGAAUUGCGAGAUCGAUUCCUCUCGGUCGCCAUUUUGGUUUGGUGUGACAGAGAUGACGGGUUGGGUAAAAAAAAAAAGAAAUCUAGCGAAGGAAUUCAAAGAAAGACAGACUAGCAGGUAGAAGGAGAUCACGAGGUUUUUUCCCCUUCUACUAUUUGUCAGCUUAUCUUUCCUCUCCCUUUGCGAUAGGGACUAUUAGCUACCAGAACAACUACCUCGCGCAAAAACGCGUCCAUCGUCAGGAGAAUUUGCUCAAUUUGACUAUUUACUAUUCGAGGCUGAGCUUUUACGAGUCAUAGUAAAAGUAAUCAAUAGUGAAUAUUUCAUCAUUUCAGUUGCAAGACUCAAGUCUUCCACAUCACAUUUUGCUUCGAAAGAAGCCUUUGUUGAAGAAAUGAGAGAAUUCGUGAACUCGUUUUAUUCUGAGCUUUCCAUCAAGAUAAAUGCGAGCAAAGAGAAGAACAAACAAGCAAUUGAAAAAAUCAAAGAAAGAGUUGGAAAGAAACUUGGAGGAUCUGCAAAGAGCUCGAAAAUUCCUGGCCUGGUGAUAAAAAAUCCAGCCUAUUCAAGCUCGUCUGCUGAAAACUCCUUCGACUUGAAAAGAAAACUCAUCAGGCCCAGCUCGACAAAAAGCCUUCUCGAUCAGACUCAACAAUGGAAUUCUCCAAAUUCUGCAGCCCUGAAUCGUGUUGAAGUAUUGUUGAGGUCAAAAAGCUCAUCCAAUGAUCACCGUAAACGUGGUAUGGGGUGUGAGACAACUUUGCAUAACAGUAAAGCGAAGAAAAGUUAUACGAAGCCCCGAAAGCUUAAUGUUGCAAAAUAG